AUGCCUUCCACCGUUCCCGAAUCCGUGCUGAAGAAGCGCAAACGCGACGAGCAGUGGGCGUCGCAAAAGGCGGCGGCCGCGGCCGAAGCGAAGAAGGCGGGCGAGAAGAAGCGCGAGGAAAUUUUCAAGCGCGCGGAGAAGUAUGUCAAGGAGUACCGCGACCAGGAAGCCGACCUCGUGCGUCUCAAGCGCGAGGCGCGCGCCAAGGGUGGUUUCUACGUCGAACCCGAGGAAAAGCUCAUGUUUGUCAUGCGCUUGCGCGGUUUGAAUGACAUUCACCCGAAGACGAAGAAGAUUCUCCAGCUCCUUCGCUUGCGUCAAAUCCACAACGGGAUUUUCAUGAAGGUGAACAAGGCGACGCUCAACCAGCUUCGCAAGGUGGAGCCGUACAUCAUGUUUGGUUACCCGAACUUGAAGACGGUUAGAGAGCUCAUCUACAAGCGUGGUUACGGUAAGGUGAACAAGCAGCGCAUUCCGCUCACGGAUAACGCCGUGGUUGAGCAAGCCCUCGGCGACAAGGGGAUCAUUUGCGUCGAAGACUUGAUUCACGAAAUUUACACCGUCGGUCCGCACUUCAAGGAGUGCGCCAACUUUUUGUGGCCGUUCAAGCUCUCCGCCCCGAACGGCGGGAUGACUGUGAAGAAGCAACACUUCAUCGAAGGUGGCAUGGCUGGUAACCGCGAAGAUAAGAUCAACGCGCUCAUCCGCCGCAUGAACUAA
This is a messenger RNA of Ostreococcus lucimarinus CCE9901, 720 nucleotides long. RefSeq names its product Ribosomal protein L7, component of cytosolic 80S ribosome and 60S large subunit (gene RPL7). Gene Ontology annotation, cellular component: cytosolic large ribosomal subunit. Gene Ontology annotation, biological process: maturation of LSU-rRNA from tricistronic rRNA transcript (SSU-rRNA, 5.8S rRNA, LSU-rRNA). The record is from RefSeq and is a predicted model, not a curated record. Gene Ontology annotation, molecular function: RNA binding; structural constituent of ribosome. The coding region runs from base 1 to 720 and encodes 239 amino acids. The transcript has 3 exons. Lineage: Eukaryota; Viridiplantae; Chlorophyta; Mamiellophyceae; Mamiellales; Bathycoccaceae.